UUCGCUGCUGGUGGCGGUGGUGGAUUCGGUGGAUCAUCAUUUGAAUCAUCAAGCUUUUCAUCAGGCGGUGGUGCUGGAUCCGAAGGUGGUUUCGCUGCUGGUGGCGGUGGUGGCGCUGAUAGUGCCUUCGAACAAGCUGAUGCAAACCGUGAUGGACAUCUCGAUAUUAAUGAAUUCCGUAACUUCUUUGGUCAACAACUUGGUGGUGCAGGUGGUGGAUCAUCCUACUAA
This is a messenger RNA of Rotaria socialis, 231 nucleotides long. NCBI's taxonomy places the organism in Eukaryota, Metazoa, Rotifera, Eurotatoria, Philodinida, Philodinidae. The record is from the annotation of a GenBank genome assembly.